UUGCCAUUUUCUCCCCUAUAUUAUGCAAGCUUAGUUUCUCUAACAACCUUGAAAAAUGGCUAUUCUACUAUUUUUCAACCUAUCAAUGAUCAUCUUAAUCAUCCUCUUAACAUGCAACAUCAUCAUCCAACGGCUCAAAUUCAACCUCCCACCGGGCCCAAGGCCGUGGCCCAUUAUAGGAAACCUUCAUAAAAUUAAGCCAGUCCAAUUUUGGUGUUUCUAUGAAUGGGCUCAAGUUUACGGCCCGAUAAUAUCGGUGUGGUUCGGGUCCAAAUUGUUUGUUGUGGUUUCAAGCUCAGAGUUGGCUAAGGAAGUGUUGAAAGAGAAUAAUCAAGAGUUGGCUAAUAGGAUUAGAAUUAAAUCCAAAUUAAACUUUGCUAGAGAUGGGAUGGACCUUACUUGGGCUGAUUACGGGCCUCAUUAUGUCAAGGUUAGAAAAGUUUGUACACUUAAAUUAUUUACUAGUAAAAAAAUUGAGGCCUUUAAGCCUAUUCGAAAAGACGAAGUCACCGCCAUGAUCGAGUCUAUUUACAAAAGUGCCACAGGCUAUUUAGUAGAAAAUCAUGAGAAAGGUGCUCUAACACUUAGGACAUACGUGGGAGAAGCAGCAUUAAACCACAUAACAAGGAUAAUAUUGGGAAAGAGAUUUAUCAAUUCCGGAGGUGAAUUUGAAGGGCAAUUAGGAAGGGAAUUGAUGAACAUUUUACUUGAGUUGAACAAUUUUAAGAGGACAAAUAUGUUAAUGUUGGGCAUCCAAUGGUUGCAACAUAUGUUCGAAGAUCAAGUCUUGAACAAGCAUGAAGAUCGCUUGGGAAACUUUAUGAAAAGGUUCAUGGAGGACGAUAACAAGCUUCAUUUUGUAGAUGCUUUGAUCUCAUGUAAGGACAAGUAUGGUCUUAAUGAAGAGACUAUCAUUGGACUCCUUUGGGAUAUGAUUAUUGCUGGUAAAGAUACAAUAGCUAUAGUAGUGGAAUGGGCCAUGGCUAAACUAGUAAGACAUCCAAGGGUCUUACAAAAGGCCCAAUAUGAAUUGAACAAUGUAAUUGGACAAGAAAGAAUUAUGAUUGAAGAAGAUUUCCCAAAACUUCCUUAUUUACAAGCCAUAGUCAAGGAGGCCCUAAGGUUGCACCCUCCAACCCCGCUAUUGCUACCUCAUCAAGCCCAGACCCAUGUCAAGAUCGGUGGCUACAACGUGCCUAAGGAUACAAUCGUCUUUGUGAAUGUUUGGGCCUUGGGUCGUGACCCAUCUGUUUGGCCCAACCCACUUGAGUUUUGGCCAGAACGGUUUUUUGAGAACGACGUUGACAUAAAGGGUCAUGAUUUUCGGAUGUUACCAUUUGGGGCGGGUCGCCGGGUUUGCCCGGGAGCACAAUUAGGGUUAAAUUUGGUUACGUUGAUGUUGGGACAUCUUUUGCACCACUUUGAUUGGGAUAUUCCUAUUGGAAAUCAACUUGAAGUGAUCAAUAUGUGUGAGGCUCCGGGAAUUGUCACUUAUAUGGCAUCUCCUUUGCAACUUGUUCCACUUCCAAAGUUGCCAAGACAUUUGUACAAACGAAUUUGUACACAUAUAUAGUCUCGGGAACAUAUUACAACGGAUUUACAUUGUCUCUCUUUGACAAUGAUUUUCAAUUGGUUGAGUCCAUUAUAUGGACUUUAUCUGGUAUUAGUGGUAUAAAUAUAUAAACUAAACAAUAACAAAAAAUACGAUUAUACCAUGCAAAGAAUUAAUCGGUAAAAUUAACUGUUGUCUGUUGAUCAAUAUCAAUCAAUAAAACCGAUUAUCAACAAAAAAUUAAUUUUUAAGAAAAUCAAUGUAAAAUAAUUCAGUAUAAAUAAUACGAAGUAUAAGGAGUCAGCAGAAGCUGCGACUUGUAGGUAAAUAAUGUUUAUUUGGUCAAAAACUUUUGUAUACAUCCGAUAUACGGUAAUAUUACUGUACAUUGAGGUAACUUUUGUUAAAUUUAGGGUAAUUUUUGUUGAAUUUAGAGUAACUUUUAUCCAUAAAGCUUAAUACUUUUAUUUAUAUCAGAAUAACUUAUAUAUACUUGGUAACUUUCAUUCAUUAUAGAGUA
Molecule: messenger RNA, 2072 nt
Organism: Chenopodium quinoa (quinoa)
Lineage: Eukaryota; Viridiplantae; Streptophyta; Magnoliopsida; Caryophyllales; Amaranthaceae
Product: cytochrome P450 98A2-like
Exons: 3
Coding region: 56-1573 (505 amino acids)
Molecular function (GO): oxidoreductase activity, acting on paired donors, with incorporation or reduction of molecular oxygen; heme binding; monooxygenase activity
Source: RefSeq, a predicted model, not a curated record